AUGGCGUCCCCCCAACAGCCCGCGCCUCCGAGACACAGUCGAGGUUUCAGUUUCGGUGGCAGGUCAGACAAGUCCAGCAAUUCUGGCAGCAAUAAAAUCCGUCUCACCGAAUCUGCUGAGGAGAAACAUAAACGUUCUUUACAUACCAAAGCCGACCCCAUGGUUGCUAUGAGCGAGGCGCAACCAACUGACCCCGAUCUCUCCAAUCCCACCCGUCCUCGACUUGAGCGUCCGCUGGAUACAAUUCGUUCUUUUGAGGCCGCUAUCUACGGAUCGUAUAAUAGCAGACCAGUAUCAUACGCAAGAACAGACCAUGAAUCUACACCCGCAGCGGAAUAUAGUAGACGCAGUAGCUACUUCGGCGGAUACAACGGUCACCACAGAGGCUAUAACGACCAAAAUGGCCACUACAAUGGACGUGGAACAUAUUCCCGACCGGAGAGUUACAUGGAGGGCAACUAUGGCGGCGGGCCGCCCCCUGAGAAUUACUACCCAUACAACCAAGGCGGCGGAAGGCGACCACGUCGGCAACGCAUGGAGUCCGACUAUCAUGGUGCACAAAAUGGAUAUGGGUCUAAUGUCUACCAGAAAUCCUACGAAAACGUGACGGCAGCGUCUGGGUCGGGAAGCAAUACCGAUCCCUGGACCAACAAUUCAACCGAUCCAAGCUCUGUAAACAGCUCAAUCGACCAGCUACAACAACAACAGCAACAGCAACAGCAACAGCAACAGCAGGCAGUCGCAGAAAGGUUUGGGUUCGCGGGAUUCGGCCCUGAACCGAACCUCAACAAUGGCGGUGCGUUAGCCUCUGGCGCAGCUGGAACUGGACCAAUUAAGCUGGGGAAUUCCGCUCCAGUCGCCGAUCCCACCGCUGGAGGCCCCGUGGGUGGACCAGCCUCAGCCGCAGGUGCGCCCACCACCCGUCGCCAUCUACGCAAAGCGACGAACGCCUCCGAUGCGAGCGAUACGAAGCGAAAAAGCUGGUUUAAGCGAAGGUUCAGCAAGGACUAG
Aspergillus oryzae RIB40 is the source of this 1011-nucleotide messenger RNA. RefSeq lists its product as uncharacterized. The transcript has 4 exons. The coding region runs from base 1 to 1011 and encodes 336 amino acids. NCBI's taxonomy places the organism in Eukaryota, Fungi, Ascomycota, Eurotiomycetes, Eurotiales, Aspergillaceae. The record is from RefSeq and is a predicted model, not a curated record.